This is a messenger RNA of Chaetomium strumarium, 820 nucleotides long. RefSeq lists its product as uncharacterized. The transcript is spliced from 4 exons. The record is from RefSeq and is a predicted model, not a curated record. The coding region runs from base 137 to 589 and encodes 150 amino acids. Gene Ontology annotation, biological process: proteasome assembly. NCBI's taxonomy places the organism in Eukaryota, Fungi, Ascomycota, Sordariomycetes, Sordariales, Chaetomiaceae.
GGAAAGGGAAGUGGUGUCUUCUACCACUAAGAUCCAGUUGCUCCUCGACUCAACUGCAGCUCUUUCCAUCAACAAGAUCUCAUGAUUGGAAAACUCUGAAGCUGCUCUAUACUACCUGGUACUCAGACCCGGAGCCAUGUCUCACACAAUGGAGGCACCAAUCCAAUCAUCCUUUCCUUUACCACGGUCAUUGGACACACGAGUCUUCCUCCGCUUGACCGUCAAACCCAAAGCUAUUGUUCUCUUCCUCACAACAGCGUCCAUGGAAGAAGCAGGCUCGCCCUCGCCGUUGGGUUCAUUCGUCUAUGCGUUGCCUGAUAGAUACAAACCAAGCCAGCCAUUGUCGACGCCGCUUUGCACGGUUGAGCCGACAAUCGAGUUCACGACGCGGCUGGCCAAGUUGCUGGCAAGAAAGACGCAGCGCCCGACCUACGUGGGCAACUCGAUCAGCCUGGCAAGCACUGGCUUGGGCGGCACUGUAGAGGAGGAGAUGGAGGCAUUCCAAAAGGUUGUCGAGGUCACCUUGUCCCAACUGCAACCCCUCAUCGGAUCCGCCCAAUCUCCCUCUGAUGGGGUCCGGCCGGAAUAGUUGCCAUGCGGAAGUUUCUGAAUCGAGGCAGCAACCAACACUAGUACAGAACUGCUUCAAGACGAAGCGGGGAUGUGGCUACGCCCUUGCAACUUCGUCUUCAUGACGGCCACCACAAUCACCGCUGAUACUUGUCUGGCUGCAAGUCGGCCCCCGGCCACCUCAAAGGUCCGAGGACGGUGUUUUCAACAAAUGGGUUGCCGUGAUAGAGGUGCUCGGUAACCCGUUGGC